AUGGUGCUGUUGAAGCACGUCCUCGUCGCUUUACCAGUAUAUCUGUUAAUUGCUGCUUCUCCUCCGAAAUCCGUUCUUAAAGAGCUUGAAAGGCGCUUCUCCAAUUUCUCUGGGGUGAAGCUGAGGGGGAUCAGAAGCUUCAUUGGAUUAGGUGGGGAGACCUAUGCCUUCCAGGUGAUGAGGGAGGGCUGGGAUUCCGGCACUUGGAGGAUAUUUACGAUGCUUUCUCCAUCAAGAAAUGGGACACUGGUGUCGAGACUGGACAGUGUCUCGGAUCAUCUAGUGGCUGAUUUUGUUAACAAUGGCACUUGGGACGUUCAGCUUAUACGGCAAUGGGUGCCGCCAGGGAUCGCCCGCGAGAUUGCUCAAGUUGAUCCGCCGAUGGGCCAGCUUCCUGAUCUGAUGGUAUGGAGACCUUCACAGCGGCUUCCGGUGGAUUGCUGUAUGUGGAAGUUUGGGUUUCAGGGGCCCUCCAAGUAUGGAUGUUGUCAACCCUCGGCGGUAGAAAUGGUAGACCAUGUGUUUGCUGGGAUUGAUGUGGCGUCACGGGUUUGGCACUUCUUCGGAGAUACAGUAGGUGUAUCUUCGAGGGGGUUGUCGUUUCGCGUAUGCAUGGCAGCAUGGUGGUAUGGUAAAAGGGGUAAUAGGUAUCCGGAGUUUGUUCAUCAUGUUCUUUCGCUUCAGAUCUGUUGGCACCUGUGGAAAGGCAGGAAUGCCAGGAAGUACGAUGGGACCCAUAUACAGGAGGAUAGGUUAUGCAGGUUGGUCUUCACCGAUCUCCUGGAAUUGUUUGCUUUAUUCUUCCCAAGCUGCAGGGCUCCGCGUUCCUCCUUUAAGCCUGUGAGGUGGGUUCGGCCUCUUCCUGGUGACUUCAAACUUAAUACAGACGGGUGUUCCAAGGGCAAUCCAGGUAUUAGUGGUAGUGGAGGGAUCCUUCGGGAUGGCGGCGGCAGAUUCUGUUUGGCUUUCUCAUGCCAUUUUGGGAAGCCAACCAGUUUACAGGCCGAAGCGCGAGCCUUUCUUGUUGGGGUAGAAAUGUGCGUCCAGGGAGGGUUUGACCUCUUCAAAGUUGAACUAGAUUCGCUCGUGUUAGUUAACAUUCUACUUGGAAAGGUUGGCUGUCCAUGGAGUAUCUAUAAGGAGGGGCAACAGUUGUUGGAUUUGAAAGAGCGGUUUCCACAGGUCUCCCAUUGUUUCCACCAAGCGAACCAGGUUGCUGAUGUCCUUUCGAAUGUAGGGUGCUCGCAUGAGGGGAAGGUGGUUUACACGUCUACCUCGUCGUUACCUUCGAUUGCUAGAGGCCCCAUGUGCCUAGAUAGGUUAGGGGUUCCAUCAAUUAAGAGGUUCCUGCAGGACUAG
Messenger RNA from Coffea arabica (coffee), 1359 nucleotides. Lineage: Eukaryota; Viridiplantae; Streptophyta; Magnoliopsida; Gentianales; Rubiaceae. The record is from RefSeq and is a predicted model, not a curated record.